Molecule: messenger RNA, 2781 nt
Organism: Pipistrellus nathusii (Nathusius's pipistrelle)
Lineage: Eukaryota; Metazoa; Chordata; Mammalia; Chiroptera; Vespertilionidae
Source: the annotation of a GenBank genome assembly
AUGUUUUACUUAGAAGAUGAUAGUGAAGAUGAGAAGGUUCAUGAGGAUUCAUUAAGUAAAACUGAAGAUGUUUACUAUGGAAAGGCCCCAGCUGGUAUCCUGUCUCAAACCAUGAAUUAUGUGGGACAGCUGGCCGGGCAGGUGAUUGUCACUGUGAAGGAGCUCUACAAGGGUAUUAACCAAGCCACCUUGUCCGGGUGCAUUGAUGUCAUUGUGGUGCGGCAGCAGGAUGGCACCUAUCAGUGUUCACCUUUUCAUGUUCGGUUUGGGAAGCUGGGAGUCCUGAGAUCCAAAGAGAAAGUGAUUGAUAUAGAAAUCAAUGGUGAUGCAGUGGAUCUUCAUAUGAAAUUGGGUGACAAUGGAGAAGCUUUCUUUGUGGAGGAGACUGAAGAAGAAUAUGAAAAACUUCCUGCUUACCUUGCCACUUCACCAAUUCCUACUGAAGAUCAAUUUUUUAAAGAUAUUGACUCCCUUUUGGUAAAAUCGGGUGGAAAUGAAAGACCAUCUCAGAGUUCCAACAUCUCACACAUCUUGGAAACAGAGACGGUUUUUACUCCAAGUUCUGUGAAAAAGAAAAAAAGGAGGAGAAAGAAAUGCAAACAGGAAAGUAAAAAGGAAGACCAGGCAGCUUCUCCUGCUGCAGAAGACACUGUGGAUCUGAGCUCUGAUGAUGACAAGGCGGCCCAGUCAGCAAGAGGAUCUUCAAAUGCUUCCUUAAAGGAAGAAGAAUAUAGGGAGCCUCUGCUCUUCCAUUCUGGAGAUCACUACCCCUUAUCUGAUGGAGAUUGGUCCCCUUUGGACAUCCCGUAUUCCUCAGCAGAAUGUCCGAAGAGUGAUUCGGAGCUGGAGGUGAAACCUGUGGAGAGCCUGCUCAGAUCCGAGUCCCACAUGGAAUGGACAUGGGGCGGGUUCCCAGAGUCCACCAAGGUCAGCAAAAGAGAGAAAUCUGACCAUCAUCCUAGGACAGCUACGAUUACUCCAUCAGAAAAUACUCAUUUUCGGGUAAUUCCCAGUGAGGACCACCUCAUAAAUGAAGUUGAGAAGAAUGCAUCCAUGGGAGAAACGGUCUGUACCAUAGUGAAACCCAAACCCAGAGCCUUGUGUAAGCAGAUGAGCGAUGCAACUUGCGCUGCAGAACUUGUUGAGCCUCAGAUUUCAUCUAUAUUAGAUGCAGACCACCUUCCUAACCCAUCGCUAGGGGAGGCUCACUCAGAAUCAAAACCAGCAGCGAAAGUAGACUCGCCAUCUAAGAAGAAAGGUGUCCACAAGAGAAGCCAACACCAGGGACCUGAUGAUAUUUACCUAGAUGACUUAAAGGUUCUAGAACCUGAAGUUGCAGCUCUCUAUUUCCCUAAAAGUGAAUCAGACCCUGGCUCCAGGCAGUGGCCCGAGUCUGACACGCUCUCUGGCUCCCAGUCCCCACAGUCUGUGGGAAGUGCGGCUGCCGAUAGUGGCACUGAGUGCCUCUCAGAUUCUGCCAUGGACUUGCCCGACGUCACCCUCUCCCUUUGUGGGGGCCUCAGUGAGAAUGGAGAAAUUUCUAAAGAAAAAUUCAUGGAGCAUAUUAUAACUUACCAUGAAUUUGCAGAAAACCCAGGACUUAUAGACAAUCCUAACCUUGUAAUACGGAUAUAUAACCGUUACUAUAACUGGGCUUUGGCUGCUCCGAUGAUCCUUAGCUUGCAAGUAUUCCAGAAGAGUUUGCCUAAGGCCACAGUCGAGUCCUGGGUCAAAGAUAAGAUGCCAAAGAAAUCUGGUCGCUGGUGGUUUUGGCGUAAGAGAGAAAGCAUGACCAAACAGCUGCCAGAGGCCAAGGAAGGGAAAUCCGAGAUGCCACCCACCAGUGACCUGCCAUCAAGCACGAAGGAGCCAGCCAGUAGCAGGCCAGCAGAGGAUGACUCAUCCAGCGACGAGGGGUCGCAGGAGCUUCACGAAGCUGUCAAAAUGGAGCCCAUCCCCACGGAGGCCCCGAGCCACAGCAGCACCACCUCCUAUAAGAAGUCUCUCCGCCUCUCCUCAGACCAGAUCGCAAAACUGAAGCUCCAAGAUGGUCCAAAUGAUGUCGUGUUUAGUAUUACAACCCAGUAUCAAGGCACCUGCCGCUGUGCAGGGACCAUUUACUUGUGGAACUGGAAUGACAAGAUCGUCAUUUCCGAUAUAGAUGGAACAAUAACCAAGUCUGAUGCUCUGGGACAGAUUCUUCCACAGCUGGGUAAAGACUGGACUCAUCAGGGUAUUGCAAAGCUCUACCAUGCCAUCAACGAGAAUGGCUACAAGUUUCUGUACUGCUCUGCUCGCGCCAUUGGCAUGGCCGACAUGACCCGUGGCUACCUGCACUGGGUCAACGACAAGGGCACGAUCUUGCCCCGGGGCCCUCUGAUGCUUUCCCCCAGCAGCUUGUUCUCUGCCUUCCACAGGGAAGUGAUAGAAAAGAAACCAGAGAAAUUCAAAAUUGAGUGUCUAAAUGAUAUCAAGAAUCUGUUUGCCCCAUGUAAGCAGCCCUUCUAUGCUGCCUUUGGAAACCGUCCGAAUGACGUUUACGCUUACAUACAAGUUGGAGUUCCAGACUGCAGAAUAUUCACUGUGAACCCCAAGGGUGAAUUAAUACAAGAAAGGACCAAAGGAAACAAGUCAUCGUAUCACAGACUGAGCGAGCUCGUGGAGCAUGUGUUCCCCCUGCUCAACAAGGAACAGAAUUCUGCCUUUCCGUGCCCAGAGUUCAGCUCCUUCUGCUACUGGCGGGACCCAAUCCCCAAAGUGGACCUGGACGACCUGGCCUGA